Molecule: messenger RNA, 897 nt
Organism: Bipolaris oryzae ATCC 44560
Lineage: Eukaryota; Fungi; Ascomycota; Dothideomycetes; Pleosporales; Pleosporaceae
Exons: 2
Coding region: 1-897 (298 amino acids)
Source: RefSeq, a predicted model, not a curated record
AUGCCACCCGAGCACUCCUCAGGUCGAACCUACAUCCUCCAUCCCAACGGCCAAAAGUCCCACUACAUCCUCAACGACUUUACCGACCCCUGGAAGCCCCACGAAACAGUAUUAAUCCAGCACGGAUUUGGCCGCCACUCCGCAUUUUGGUACCACUGGAUCCCAGCGCUAUCCCGCCACUACCGUGUUGUAAGACGAGAUCUGCGGGGACACGGGUACUCUAGUUAUCCUGGCCAGAAGCAAACAGCAGAAGGAGAUGGAGACUACGAAUACAAUGUCGACACGAUUAUUGGGGAGAUAAUAGAUACGCUCGAUCAACUUGGAUUGCAAAAAGUGCAUUUUCUGGGAGAAUCAACGUCAGGGAUGCUGGGUGAGAUACUCGCAGCAAGGCAUCCAGAGCGGCUGCUCAGUCUGACUGUAUGCUCAUCGCCCACGUAUCUGCCCCCGGCGGCGCUGCAGAUGUUUGCUUUCGGUCACAAGGAUUGGCCUACGGCGUGUCGGCAGCUGGGGACACGUGGGUGGACGGAAGCACUGGCGCAAGUACCAGGCACGAUUCCCAUUUCAGACAGUGUAUAUUUACCUUGGUAUCUGGGACAAGUGGAAGUUAGUGAUGGUGAAGGGCUGGCACAGUAUGCGGAGUUCUUGUCUAAGCUGGACGCGAGGCCGUGGCUUGAUAAGAUUAAGGUACCGACACUGAUACUCAGUCCGACACAGAGUGCGGCUGUUAAGGCCCAGGAUAUGGAGGCUCUCAGAGAUACAAUUCCGGGAAGUCAGUUGGUGCCGAUAUUCAAACCUGGGCAUGAGAUUUAUGUGACAGCGGCCGAAGAGUGCCAGCAAGCGUUUCUAGCGUUCUUGGAGGGGUUGAAGAAGAGAGACGACACUACGCAGCCAAUUUAA